Molecule: messenger RNA, 336 nt
Organism: Exophiala aquamarina CBS 119918
Lineage: Eukaryota; Fungi; Ascomycota; Eurotiomycetes; Chaetothyriales; Herpotrichiellaceae
Exons: 2
Coding region: 1-336 (111 amino acids)
Source: RefSeq, a predicted model, not a curated record
AUGGGUGGUCCCAAGUUUCCUGUUGCCAUGUCUCAACACCUCAAUCGCUUCUUCAACCCAGUCCAGCCUGUCGGACCUAACCAGAUCAUAACGUCUUCCGCUCUGACAGCAAUCCAUGAAAUGCUGGGCAAUGCUCUCGGAGAGCCCGGAGACGGGAUCUUGGUCGCUAGGCCUAUUUAUGGGCGAUUUGAGCUGGACUUUGGCAAUACUAAUAGUCUUCGCAUCGUUUACGCCGACUCCUCUGAGAUUGAUCCUUUUUCUUCAGAAAUCGUACCGAGGUUGCAGACAGCACUUGAUAAUUAUGCAUCGUCGAGUAAGAUAGGUGGAGAUUCGUGA